CACUGGUCAACUGUUAAAUAAAGUUUUCUCGCGUUUGAAUGAAACAUGGCUGCCACUGAAGUCGGAUGUGAGCAUUAUGUUCGCAGCUGUUUGUUAAAAGCGCCCUGCUGUGGGAAGUUUUAUGUUUGCAGACUCUGUCAUGAUGGUGAAGAGAACCAUCAAAUGGACCGAUUUAAGGUCCGAGAGGUCAAGUGUGCAGCGUGCAAUACUAUUCAAGAGGCUCAACAGACGUGUAAAGAAUGUGAAGUCAAGUUUGGAGAGUAUUACUGUAACAUCUGCCAUCUGUUUGACAAAGACAAGAAGCAGUACCACUGCCAGCCCUGCGGGAUAUGCAGAAUUGGCCCAAGAGAGAAAUACUUCCAUUGUACGAAGUGCAAUUUAUGUUUAGCCACUGAUCUUAAAGAUAAUCACAAGUGUGUUGAGAACGUCUCCAGGCAGAACUGCCCUGUGUGUAUGGAGGACAUCCACACGUCCAGAAUAGGGGCUCAUGUGCUCUCGUGCGGCCAUCUGCUACACAAAACAUGCUUUGAGGACAUGUGCAGAACUGGUGCUUACCGCUGUCCCCUCUGUAUGCACUCUGCCUUUAACAUGGAGGAGUUCUGGGAACAGAGAGAUAUGGAAAUUGCCCAGUCUCCCAUGCCCACAGAGUACCAGGACACUAAAGUAAAGAUCAUAUGCAAUGACUGCCAGGCUCGUUGCACGGUUGCCUUCCACGUGUUGGGCAUGAAGUGCAGCACCUGUGGCUCUUACAACACGGCACAGGACGGCGGGCUGAUUGCGCCCCCUGCUAUAGACACACGACAGCCUGCGGAGCAGCCGCUUGAAGAAGAGACCGACGCGCAGCACCACGAGUGACGUUUAGGCCCGGAGAUCACCUCCCAGUUAAGCUUUUAUAGAACUGACAUAUAGAAAUACAAACUCUUCUCACUCAUUGCUUGUACAACUGCUCGCAUUUUUUUUUUUUUUUUGCUGGAUUAAACUGGAUGAGAACUUUUUUUUGAGCCUUCUUUAAUUUUCUGUGAUGGAAACCGACUGAUCUAGCACAGUAAAAUUUGCAACAUUUCACUUUUUUUUUUUAUAUUUCACAUGCAUUUUGUCAUAACAAGUGUUAAAGAUAAUUCCGCGCUACGAGGAUAAACUAUUAUCUGCUUUAUGGAUGAAUGCUGACUGAAUCCUCAACAUGAGCUUGGGGACAGUUGACAUCAUUGCUGAACUUUUGUUAAUUUUAAAAUGAUUUAAUGCUAUUUAUUGGUUAAUGCUGGGCAAGAAACAAACAAAUGAUCAUGUUGCAUAAUAUUAUAUAUAUAUAUAUAUAUAUAUCCCCCAUUUAAUAAAAAACGGUCGUUAUCUUAUUUUCUUAAAGAUUUCCUUCUAUGAAGAAUCUUGUCCUCAAUAUUUUUUUAUUACAAGUUCAUGUUUUGAUUGUGACUCCAGAUGUUGUUAUUUGUAGGACAGACUCUCAGGCAUUUUGAACAUGAAUUUACCAGUUUUAUCGCACAUUACUUGCUCAGUGAGAUCAUUCAUUACCCAUUAGGUUGCACCAUCCUGUUAUGAUAUAGCGGUAAUAACAUCUGCAGUAUCUCCUGUGGGUUAUUUUUCACCUUCACGUAUGUUUGCAGGCAGCAUUAAAUGUUGAGCUCACCAUUGUUGAAAGGGAUGUGAAAUACAAGUUCUUGCUGUUUUUUCCUUUGGGUUUUUAGAGAAGCGCUUUUGGAUUUACGAGUGGCAUUGUCUUUGGUUGACAUUACAUUAUAUUUCAAAAUAGUUUUAACCUCAUGUGAAUUUUAAAGUUGCUGUUUUUUUAAAAACAACAUGUUGCAUACAAGUGGUUCAUUUGUUUAGUUUUUUUGAAGUCUACAGACCUUUAGGUCACUGUUUUGUCACCUAGUCUUACUCCUUGUUAGAUUGCAGGAAAUGUUCCCACAGUUUUACAUGUUAUUUAUUUAGUGGUGUUCACCACAAGUAAUAGGCUGCAGUGUUACCUGGUCAGAAAUAAUUAUCGAAAUGGCUUCUCUUUGGCAUUUUGCACACCGAUGACAUCUUGAACCCAGUCUUUUUGAAAAGUUGGUGAUGUUAAAUGGUAUUGAAUCGAUAGAUUUCUGAAACAUACAUGCACUCCAUGUCCUCAGUCAUUCAAUAAAUAAUUGAUUUUGUGUUACUGUGUAAUUGUUGCCGAGUGUGAUGAAAAAAUAAAAUGAAAAAUGUUUGAAAAAAA
Megalobrama amblycephala (Wuchang bream) is the source of this 2215-nucleotide messenger RNA. It is a transcript of the gene rchy1, whose product is annotated as ring finger and CHY zinc finger domain containing 1. The coding region runs from base 46 to 855 and encodes 269 amino acids. Gene Ontology annotation, molecular function: zinc ion binding; ubiquitin protein ligase activity. Gene Ontology annotation, biological process: ubiquitin-dependent protein catabolic process; protein ubiquitination. The record is from RefSeq and is a predicted model, not a curated record. The transcript has 8 exons. Lineage: Eukaryota; Metazoa; Chordata; Actinopteri; Cypriniformes; Xenocyprididae. Gene Ontology annotation, cellular component: nucleus.